CCACACGCUCGCAGUCGAGAAAGGAAGGAGAAGAGAGAAGAGGAGGUUUCACAGUCGAGCGCUUCCUUAUUAACCCAGAGAGAGUCAAGAAAACAAGCAGUGUCGACGGGAACAGACGAGUAACAGUGACAAGAACCAAAUGGAGCCGGAUGAAGAGGCAAACAGAAGUGAGAGAAGAGUCAGUGUUAUGGAACGAUGAUUACUUGAGUCCCGUUGUGUUUAGGCAACUUUUACAGAUGGCAAACGCAUCGAGCAACAAAACGGACAUCGUGUACACCCACGUCCGCGUCUGCGCGUCAGCGGCGGCCUUCGUGAUUCUGUUCUUCUUCAAUCUCUUAAUAAACUGGACCAUCCUGCGGGAGCAGCGCCUGCGCAGUCAUGCUCGCUUCGUGCUCGUCUUCCACCUGCUGUUCUCGGCCACCGCGUACUUCGCCGUGUCCUUCAUCUUCUACCUGCAGAUGCACGUGCGCGCGGAGACGCCGGUGCCCGCGUGCGUCGCGCUCAUCACUGCGCUGGCAACGAGCGCCUCCAACAUCCUCCUCACCAUCACCGCCAUGGCCCUGGACCGCUACGUGGCCAUCUGUUUCCCGCUCCAGUACAGCAGCGUCCGCUUCAAGCAGUGGCCCUGGGUUCUUGGGUUGGUCACAUGGGCGCUCGCAACCAUCAUCCCUCUCAGCCUUGCUCCUAAAGUAGCGAGUCAGACUGCAGACCCCUACCCCAAUCCCGACAUCUCCUGUGGCCGGAAUAAGCUAACACUAGGGGUGAUGCACAAGUUUCUACUCAUCUCCGUUUGCACUGUGCUCAUCAUGUACAGUUAUGUGCGCAUUUUGUGCGUGGGCCGCCGCCUGGGUGUGCUGAACCGGAGGAACCGGGCCGGCUGCAGGACCAUCGCCUUACAUGGCCUCCAGCUUGCAGUGUACAUCCUGCCAAACUUCAUUAACUUUGUGCUGCAUCUCCUGACCAAAAAUAAGACGAUUACAUCAGAUACCAAGGAGCUUUUUGCUGUGGUAACGUUUGUUUUCUUCAGUCUGGCGCAGUGCAUCGCCCCGAUAGUGUACGGACUGCGCAAAGAGGAGCUGCUGGAGCAACUGAACCUCCGCUUCCCCUGCAGACUGAAGAGCCUGCUGGAGUGGACGGUCGGGGUCACCCAUCCUGGACGGAAACCCCGCCAACGGGAAAGGAGAAUGACAACAGAGACACUUUUAUCAAGAGAAGUAUCACAGACGACAGUGUGACCAUUAGGAACAGUACACAGAGACACUGGAUGCAGAUUUAAUACAGCUACAGACUGGACUUACAGUAUUCAUGCAUUUUUUGUACAUGAACUCAACUGUGAAAUGGUCAGGAGACCAGAGAAUAGACUUACAAAUGAAGUGGCAGCUAUGUGGAGCAAAAAGUCAUCAAAAAGCUUGUUUCGACACGGUGGGUGACUUGAGUGUUUAAAGAGUAUGUAUUCAGUAGACUAACCCUAUAAAAUGAGAACGGGAGAGGGGUCGUGUAAUGAAGUAUAAGCAUGUUUUACAAGUCUUUCCAUAGAGUAUUCAUCAGUUGGUUUUGAAUUCAUGGGUCUCCCCUUUACUUAACCCCUUAAACGAGCAGUGAGCUGUUCCAGACACGUUCCUCACACUCAAGUGCGCAGCCCCUUCUGGGUAGGUUACUUCAUAGUUUCUAUAAAUAAUCAUAUGAUGGGAAAUCAAAUAUUUAUUUUAAAAUGACAGUUUACAAGCAAUGGAAACAGCUCACCAAGGACCAACAACUGUAGCAAAAUGAACCAUGACUCCUCUUACACAAACUUAAUUAAAAAAUGUAUUUUUUAUUUUUUUACCAAGUUUGUCAAACCCGAGGUGUCAUUCAGACAGGUCACAGAUGCAGCUAAAAAUGUCAUCAUUGCUGCAAGCGCAUUAUACAGAUCUCAGGAGACUUGACCAAUUUUAAAAUUCAACAAUCCCAACACCAAGCUGAAAGAUUUCAAGGGGGUCAAGCUAGCAAUACUUAGACAUAGCAUUUUGAAGUUACUCUUCUUUACGUUAAUUGAAAUACUGAUCAUUAAAUACACAGAGUCUAUUUUCUUGUUUAUUUAAUUCUUUAAUGUUUAUUUAUUUUUUAAAUCACAAGACUCUGGUACAUGGGGGGGGGGGGGGACCCAGCCUGCAGAGAGCUUUUAAUAUUUUAGUCAAAAAAAAAAGGAAAAACAAAAAAACCCUGUGAAAUUUCCUGUAACUGCAUUGUAAAUUUCAGGCACUAACCAACUGUAUGCAUAAUAAAUAUCUUGCUCAA
Messenger RNA from Neoarius graeffei (lesser salmon catfish), 2277 nucleotides. RefSeq lists its product as uncharacterized. Gene Ontology annotation, molecular function: G protein-coupled receptor activity. Bases 150 to 1235 code for a protein of 361 amino acids. Gene Ontology annotation, biological process: G protein-coupled receptor signaling pathway. Lineage: Eukaryota; Metazoa; Chordata; Actinopteri; Siluriformes; Ariidae. The transcript has 2 exons. Gene Ontology annotation, cellular component: membrane. The record is from RefSeq and is a predicted model, not a curated record.